AUGAGUAAGAAGCAGAAGCAAGAAGACGAGUGCAAGGAGACUCAGUUGGGAGAGAUUGUGGGAUUGGAAGCGAUCUAUCCGGGUUGCUUGAAGGUUAUAAAUGGUGGUUGUUUUACAAGUGAUGAAUUGAAUGUGUUCGGUUUAUGUGUGGCGGAAGAGGGCAUUGAUGUGCAUGGUUUGUGGGCAAUGAAUGAUGAGAGUUCGGUGUUAGUGGAGAUAGGUUCGGAGAUAAAGAGUGGUUUAGCACGUUUAGUACAAUUCCGGUUGUUGAUUUCAUUAGAGUUGGAAGUAGGGAAGAUACGGGAGGAGCAGCCUCGAUUCGUUGUUAAGGUGGUAUACCCACGGGGGUAUCCACCGGAAUUACCGGCGGUAACGUUAAUGUUCCGUGGCUUUAUGACUCAGGAGGCUUGGACACAGUUGGUGGAAGAUUGUCGGGUUGUGUUACGCGAUUCACAACCGCUUUUUCGGGAACGGAUUAUUCCGUUAUGCGACUUGCUCCUUAAAGCGUUGGAACAAUUAUGUGCAACAAGCCAAGACAAUGUGUGGCGAAAAAUUAACAAGUUAACUCCCAAAUCUGCCCGUGCUAAAAGCCAACUCAAUGAACUUGUACCCGCCACAACGGACCAGUUGUCCAGCUCUGGUGAUACGGACAAUGAAGAUGCGCGCUCCCGAUUCCACGCUGACGUACUUAAAGAGAUCGGACGCAAAAUCCAAGACCAAGAACUGCUUGCUCCAGAUCAUUCCAGCUCUCUCGAAAGCAGUCAGACCGACUCUCAAUCCGACUUCCAUACCGACUUCAGCUCUUCCGCGGCUUUUACCGACGAGGAAGGCGAACCAAGCGAUAUGACGCUGCUGUUGAACCCCCUCGACAUGUACGCCUUCCAGCCCACGCGUGUGAAGCGACGCGCCAAGACACGCAAAGUCCAGGUCCGACGCGACCUGGCGGUGGCGCCCCUGGCACCCCCGGGCCGUAGCACCCGCAAGAUGGUCAAUUUAGGCCGCCGCGCGGGCGAGAAAACGAUCCCCGUUUUGCACCGUACAGUCAGCCUGCCGCGGCUUCUGGGGGCUUCACGCAGCAGCAGUCGGCUACUGAGUGACUUCGCGUCCUUCACCCAGUUCGACCCGGGCGAUGGAGUAAUCAUGUCCCUAGCGGCAGCGAACAAGAUCGACAAACGCACUUACUGGAUUCGGAUUGUUCGAAUCGAACACGUGUUGGCGCGUCUGCAGCUCCUAGCGGGCGUGGAUAAAGUUGCGAGCUACUUCGUCUCUGCCAUCCAAUCCUUCUCGCAUAUGGAGCAUCCCCACAUCGGUCGGGUCUACUCCACUUGGCUCGAGUCCGUUAAUAUAGGCGCCCUUUCCCAGCUCCUGCCUGCACAUGGCGCUAAACGCACCAUUUCCGCCCCUGGCCCGCUUGCUCGUGUCGGGCCCCUGACCGGCGCCCGCGCCGGGCCAGGCGAGGUCUGCUGCGUGGUGCAACUCGACCAGCCGGUCAUGCCGCGGCUCAUGAGUGCGGAAGGCGCUCGCAUGCACGCACGAGUGUCCAAACUGCCUUCACGCAUCUUCCAACAGUCACUCGAGACCAUCUGCUUCUUGCACCGUCACAACAUGGCCUUUCUCUGCGACUACUCCGACGUACGAGCAACCACCGAUGACCUCGGACUCAACAUCAGCCUCCAGUACCCGUCCUUCCACGUCCUCCUCACGCUCGCGAUACAGAACCUGCUCACCCUCGGUGUCGACGCAGCACCCGCCUCCGGCGCAGUUGCAGAACCCAGACUCCUCGGGCAGACAAUCGCACCUGGGCAGACAAUCCCACCUGGGCAGACCAUCCCACCUGGGCAGACCAUCCCACCUGGGCAGACCAUCCCGCCUGGGCAGACCAUCCUACCCGGGCAGACCCCCAGGACGGUCAAUGCAGGUUUAUUACGGGUCUCGCACACAGUAGGAGGGUAUGGUGCCCGCAAGACCUUGACGCCGUUCCAAAUCGUUGCGCAGACGUUGGGAUUGUCGCCGAUCGUGAGUCGCUGUCUGGAGGCGCAUAAUGCGGUGUGUUUCUCGGCUGUCAAAUCACCGGCGGGGGCUUGCGAGGUCUUGCGUAAGGCUGAUCUAGUUCUCUUCUGUGACUCAAUGGUUAAGUUGCUUAAAUUCUUUGAGAAGGAAACUGGGAAAGGACAAGACCCCUCGCUCCUCGCUCAGUGUGCCGCAGUUCUCAAUUUCAAGACCCUCGACAGCGUCCCCGACCCCGUCGACUUCAUGCAGUCGUCCCAUCUACUUGUCCAUAGAGACGACCUCAAACAUCUCCUCUACGCACUAUCCAAUCCCGCUUCUCAUGAAAGCCACCUCCUCCUAGAUAGACUCCUUACCCGAAAGCUCGAGGCCAGAAGAACCGUUCCCUAUCUCUUCCAGUCACGCGAGGAUCUCCUCGCACUCGGCUGGAUCGACGACCUAGCAGACAAACUGUCU
Messenger RNA from Gregarina niphandrodes, 2463 nucleotides. RefSeq lists its product as hypothetical. The record is from RefSeq and is a predicted model, not a curated record. The transcript has a single exon. The annotation marks the transcript as partial. NCBI's taxonomy places the organism in Eukaryota, Apicomplexa, Conoidasida, Eugregarinorida, Gregarinidae.